GCGAGCUAUCACAUUUCGGUUUCUUCUCGGUUUCUUGUUGGGUACUAUGAUCUCAGGAAGUUAAUGCCCAACAAGACCUUGUCCAUUUUCUUCAGGAGUAAGUAACACUUUCCUGGUGGGCAAUUCAUACUAGGCAACUUCUCUCUGGUUUCUAUCUUCCUUUCUGUUUGCAUAAUCCCUUCUAUCAUUUCGGAAGUUAGAUUCAACACACCUUAGGAUGGCAGAUCCAGAGCCGGUAACUAUGGAAGACAUAUCUCCCAGGUCUCCGCACGCAAACCCCGCAGUUGGGGAUGAAAGGCAUCAGAACGCCAGCAGUGUCGGUAACAAUUCCGAUGGCAAUCAUGAAAAUCCUGUUGCGGUGAAUAUUGAACUCUUGCAUGAGAUCAAAACUAUCCAACAGCGGCUGGUAGAGCUACAAAAGAAAGCUAGGCCUAAGCUAACUAAGAAGGCCCUUGAAGAAGAAUGGGAACGUGCAAGAGAGGAAUUGGGUCCCGAGACGGAAAAAGAAUCGUGGAAAGAAGAAAAGCAGCGACGGAAAGCAGCGCUGCUAUUCGGUAGCCGGUUACAGCAAGGGGGUGAUUGGAGCCCCGAAUACGAUGAUGAGUUCUCAUAUAAUGUCAAGCUUUUCAAAUUUCGAAAACUGUGGGAGCAUAAGGUCGUUGCUGGUCUUAGUUCGGACGAAGAAGAGAACCAAAGCGACUCAGAUUACUCAACCAACCCAGAAGAUGUGGAGGCCGAACAAGACUAUUUGGACGGCCAAUUAUUUUUUGAGACGAGGAUAUUGAAAGCCAUCCAUGAGAUGGAAAUGCGCAAAUUACGCGCCAAGUUAAUAAAAAUACGGCAACGCGGUGACGUCUUGGAAGGACCAGUUCUGCACAUGGAUAUGGAGGCAGAAGUGAAAAUGGUGAAAAUAGUGAAAAUGGAUGCGCGAUCAGAGAUGAUCCGGGUCUCCUGGGACCAGUUCAAAGCGCUACAAAGCCAGAAGGGAGAACUCUCAGCUGCGAUCGACAUUUUGAUAGGAGAGCCAGUUAUUGAAUUCAGCCUUAGAAACUCUAAUCGGCGCUGGCCCGUGGCCCGAGCUCGGAAGGCUGAGACAACUGAAACCCAUGAGAAGAAGUCGGCAUCCAAACUGGAGACUGCUUCUAACGAUUCGCCGAUGCCAGAGCGUGUACGCAUCAACUCAAGGUCUCUGCUACAUAUACUGCGUAAAAUUGGCAAAUCUGGCAAAACAGAUUUCAGUGCUUCUUCUCUUGUGUUGCUACGACCAUUCAGGGUUCUGGCUUAUUACAGCCAAGCUAUCCGAGAUCAGUACAGGAAUCUCGAAAAUAAAUUUAAGGAAAAUCCUACGGAGCAAGAUCUCUUAUCCGCUCACUCCAGAACUUUACCAGGUUCUACUAAUGUUCCCAAUGUGGUUGAUGAGACGGCUCAGAAAUCCAGCAGCCUAGAGACAUCUUCAGAGAGAGGAGAGGCGGAAGAAGAAAAGGAGGAGGAUGACAAUCUGAAUUCGCCAAUUGCGUUCGAACAUAUGAAGUGUUUGGUGGAGUUUAUGGAUAAUGACAUACAGACCAGAAUCGAUUAUCUGGAAAGUAAUAAAUGCCAGAAGGUAUUCUCCUCGGACCUUUGGUAUCUCUUCCAACCUGGAACUCUUGUCAUUGGAAACGACGGUAAACAAGCAUACCGAGUUCUGAGUAUGCAUAGCGUGGGGCACCAGGUUAUCGACCCGCUUUGGAGGUGGUAUAAACUAUCGAAGAAGGAGGAGGAGGAAGAGAAAGCAUCUAUCACAAUCAAAUGUGUUUGUAUUGACUUUGACGGCAAGCAGCUAGGUCCCGUUUCCAAAGUUUUCCAAAUCCCAAGGUUCGAGCGUGAAAAACCAGUCACAUCUCUCGAAGUUUGCCCCCUCCGAUUUUACAAAUACGGCAAAGCCGGUACUGCCGAGGGCAAUACUAACCCUGGCAAUGACUUUAAGAAGCAUCUCAUCAGCCGGGGAAAGAAGUUUCUUGAUGUGGCUGCUGUUCGUUUGGCAGCUAUACGACCCAUGUACUAUGCUGGUCCCGCCUUACAAACGCAAGAUGAAAUUGAGAGCCAGGUCGUAGUCGACUUUGAGGCGGCCUUCGGGAUAGAGGAUAAUAUUACCAAAGGUUGGAGGCCAGAGCUUGAGACACUAAUUAAGUCAGAAGACGACAAUAAAGAAGACAGCGGGGGGAAAAAGUGUCAGGCUGAUUGCUGUCUUUCCGAGACCGUGCACGAUGAUUCAUAUGUUGAGGUCAAAAGGAACAAAGAGUUUAUGGACCAUCUACUUCCAAAAACUCGCGAGGAAAUGCCCUCAGUAACCAUUAUCCCUCGACCGCUUGACACAAGGGAGCCAGGUGCUGAACUUACUGAGGAUGAUUUAGCUAUCAUGUCCUAUCGUGUAUUUGGCUUUGUCCUGAGGAAUCGGAAAUGGGCCCAGCUAGACCUCACCUAUCUUAGCGAAGUUCAACCGUCUGAGAUGAGAGACGAGAGUGAUAUACCAAAUCAGGAUCCCGAACAACCCAAGACCGUGUUUGAUCAACUUGUCUUACCAGACAAGCACAAGGAUAUGAUAUUAUCGUUGGUCACUCAGCAUUUUCGCGACAAGGAAUCGAGUCAUACGGGCGAAGCAGAUAUAGUUCGUGGUAAAGGAAAAGGAUUGAUUUUGUUACUCCACGGAGCCCCUGGAGUUGGGAAGACAUCGACUGCUGAGGGGGUGGCAGAAAAAUUCAAGAAACCCCUUUUUCAGUUGACUUGUGGGGACCUUGGAACAACGGCCAAAGAUGUCGAAUACGCGCUGGAAACGAACUUUGCACUUGCUAGCCGUUGGGGGUGUAUUCUACUUCUCGAUGAAGCAGAUGUAUUUCUCGCCCAAAGGACGAAAGAGGAUUUCCAGAGGAAUGGACUUGUAGCUGUCUUUUUAAGAGUCCUCGAAUACUACUCUGGAAUCCUUUUCCUUACCACUAAUCGGGUAGGCGACUUCGAUGAAGCGUUCGCGUCUCGAAUUCAUAUUAGCUUGUACUAUCCCGAACUAGGCCGAGAUGAAACUCUGGAGGUGUUCAAGCUUAAUUUGCAGCUUAUUCGAGGUCGCUUCAAAGACAAACCUCGCAAGUUCAUCCCUGAUAAGAUGGGAAUCGGGGCAUUUGCUCGGGAGUACUGGAACGACAACCCAUUCGACCAUUGGAAUGGGCGCCAAAUACGCAACGCGUGCCAGACUGCGUUGGCCUUGGCGGAGUACGAAGCCCAUGGAAAAAACCAUAUGCGUAUCCUAAACCCGAACGGUGAGAUCCGCCUUAAUGUGACCCAUUUCCAGGUAGUUGCCGAGGCCUAUCUAGCAUUCUCCAAGCACCUCAAGGACAUUUACGGAACUCAUGCCGCACGACGGGCAAAAGAGGCUGGCCUCCGGGCAAUGUGGGUGAAUGAGAAGGGAGAGCUCAUGGGGAGUGUAGGGCCGAAGGAGGCAGGAGUUUUCAAAGCGGACAAAAAAUCGCGGUAUCAGUUCAGAUCCCAAGCUAAGCACAGCACCAAUACCUAUGAGCAGCCACGGCAGGCAACCCCCCCUAACAACCAAGGUCUAACAUACCAUGGAGUACAAAGAAGUACACAGAGCGGCGGACAGGGAUAUAUGAAUUCCUCUCUACCAGCACAACCCCACCCAACGAGGCCAACUGAGGCAUAUUACGGUGAAGGUUCCAUGCCCCAGCGAUAUAACAACCCAAAUACGCAACUCCAGGGACAAAUUAUGGUACCACAACACUAUCAGGGACAGAACUGGGAUACUGAUAGCCCUGGAUAUGAUGAUAACUACCUGCAACCCGGGUCAAUUGGGCGCGGAACCUACCCUCAGCAGCGCGACCACCAUGAUACUCAACAUAUAAAAUCACAGGGGGGAAGCUUUUCGCAACCACCGCAAACUAGCCGAGCUUCCCCAAGUGUCUACGCACCACAGUACCAGGAACCUCAAGCUGGGGCCAGUAUGGAACACGCCCAACAUACGAAUUAUACCGGCGAAUUUGGCCGGUAA
This is a messenger RNA of Daldinia caldariorum, 4033 nucleotides long. RefSeq lists its product as uncharacterized. Gene Ontology annotation, molecular function: ATP hydrolysis activity; ATP binding. The record is from RefSeq and is a predicted model, not a curated record. The transcript is spliced from 7 exons. The coding region runs from base 218 to 4033 and encodes 1271 amino acids. Lineage: Eukaryota; Fungi; Ascomycota; Sordariomycetes; Xylariales; Hypoxylaceae.